Molecule: messenger RNA, 758 nt
Organism: Corylus avellana
Lineage: Eukaryota; Viridiplantae; Streptophyta; Magnoliopsida; Fagales; Betulaceae
Source: RefSeq, a predicted model, not a curated record
UUCCAUGUGCCAUCCACAUAAGGUGCCACACACCACUCCCAUGUUCUCUUCCAACCCAAUCAUAUUCAACUCUUCGACGCCCCCCUCUUUCCCAAUAAACCUUAACGCCCCAAAAUCUAUUCCACGUCAGCUUUCUGAAACGCCCAAAUCGUAUUUUCCAAGACUCCGGCUUUGUCUACCCAUGGCCAACCCAGAAACAGCCAAGGUGGAGGUGGAGGAGGAGGAGGAGAAGCACGUGUAUUCCGUGUGGGCGCUCCCACCGGACGACGUGGCAGCGCGGCUGAAGAAGCUGAUGGACGGCCUACGAUCCGAGUUCGGCGGGCCCCACUUCGAGCCCCACAUCACGGUCGUUGGGGCAAUCAGUUUGACGCCGGACGACGCGCUUCGCAGGUUCCGAUCGGCGUGCGACGGCGUCAAGGCCUACGCUGCCUCCGUGGAUCGUGUCGCCACCGGGUCCUUCUUUUAUCAGUGUGUUUUGCUCCUCGUCCAUCCAACGGCUGAGGUAGUGGAAACUAGUGCACAUUGCAAUGGGCAUUUUGGAUACAAGACAUCUACUCCUUACAUGCCACAUUUGAGCCUCCUUUAUGGGGAUCUGACAGAAGAGGAGAAGAAGAAAGCUGAAGAAAAAGCUAACAUCUUUGAUGAAAGCAUUAGGAGCCUGAGCUUCCAAGUUACUCGUCUUGCAUUAUACAAAACUGACACUGAAGACAAAACUCUCAAAUCCUGGGAGAAAAUUGCCGAAUGCAACCUUACCUCAA